Molecule: messenger RNA, 2644 nt
Organism: Zymoseptoria tritici IPO323
Lineage: Eukaryota; Fungi; Ascomycota; Dothideomycetes; Mycosphaerellales; Mycosphaerellaceae
Gene: PP2Aregb2
Product: protein phosphatase 2A regulatory beta sub-unit 2
Exons: 6
Coding region: 383-2476 (697 amino acids)
Biological process (GO): signal transduction
Cellular component (GO): protein phosphatase type 2A complex
Molecular function (GO): protein phosphatase regulator activity
Source: RefSeq, a predicted model, not a curated record
CUUCCGCCUACUCAACGUCAACUCCAGAUCCAAGGUAUCUGCGCGACUGCAGACGGGCUCGCUGCAGCAGAGCAUCUUCAGCGCGAUUUGAACAUACCUGACUCGCUGUAAUUGGACGAUCACCACACCACGACAUCACACCUCCGCCCUCUUGGCAUCGACCCCGACAGACAACAACACCUCCCGCGAACUCUUGUCCAUCACCGCCACCGGACCUCGCGUGUCGCAGCGCCGUCGCUCUCUUCGUCGUCCUUCUCCAACGUCACCUCGAGUCGUGCGUUCCAUCGUCCCUCACGGCGUGGACGGCUGCAGGGCUGGGCCCCUUCCUUGCUGCUCCGCAUUGGGUUGCCCUUGAUCGACGUCCCAUUGGACGAGAUUCGCCAUGAAGGGCUUCCGUCAGCGCGUGAGCCAGCUCUCGCGGGCGAAAGAUCGAGAGGGUAACAAGCUCGCGAAGAAGAAGGACUCCACCUCGGGCACGGCAUCGCCUCAUAACGGAACAACGCAAUCACCUGCUGGCUCCGCGCAUGCUACUCCGACCUCAUCCACCAGCAAUCUUGUCGACCCACGAAACAAGCCUCUGCCGGCCGAUGCUCCGAACCAGUCUCAUCCGGGCGCUCCGGUUCCUGGCCAGUCGCAGGCCAAUGCUCAAAACCCGAGUCUGUUCGCGCAACAUGGAGCAAUCAGUGCAAUGCCUGGACAAGGACAACAAGGUGGUCCAUCCACUCCAGGCCGGCAGAACAACCCACUCGCUCCCAGUGUGGUGAUCUCUCCGAGCGCUCCCCAUGUCCCGCCUCCAGGCGCCGCCGAAACUAUGCCACACGAUCUCGCGCCACCAAAAGCUGGUUCAAAGAGCUUACUGUUCGAUAGACUACAGGCCACCCCGAAAGACACGGUGCCCGAGGGAAUUCGAACUCCGAAACGACAGCAUUCGUCCCGCUUCGACAUUUCAGAUCAAAGACAGCGCGAACUGGAGAAGCUUCCUGGCUUUCAUGAGGUGCCGCCGAACAGGAGACAGGAGCUGUUCAUGCAAAAGCUGGAUCAGUGCAACAUUAUAUUCGAUUUCAAUGACGCGUCUGGGGACAUGAAGAGCAAGGAGAUCAAACGACUCGCAUUGCAUGAGCUGUUGGACUAUGUCGCGCAGAAUCGUCAAGUCAUCUCGGAGCCAAUGUACCCGCGCGUGGUCGAAAUGUUCGCAAAGAACCUGUUCCGGCCCAUCCCACCGCCCAUGAAUCCGCAGGGCGAGGCAUUUGAUCCGGAAGAGGAUGAGCCCGUUCUGGAGGUUGCUUGGCCGCACAUACAAGUCGUGUACGAGUUCUUCUUGCGUUUCAUCGAGAGCCAGGACUUCAACACGAAUUACGCCAAACAGUACAUUGACCACGGCUUUGUAUUACAACUGCUUGAGCUGUUCGACUCCGAAGACCCCAGAGAAAGAGACUUCCUCAAGACCACGCUACACAGGAUAUACGGCAAAUUCCUCAACUUGCGAUCCUACAUUCGCAGAAGCAUCAACAACGUGUUCUUCCAAUUCGUAUACGAGACGGAGAGAUUCAACGGGAUUGCGGAGCUUCUGGAGAUCCUGGGCUCAAUCAUCAACGGUUUCGCGCUGCCACUGAAGGAAGAACACAAGCUGUUCUUGACCAGAGUUCUCAUCCCUCUGCACAAGGUGAAGAGUCUGAGCAUGUACCACCCUCAGCUGGCAUACUGCAUCGUGCAGUUUCUUGAAAAGGACGCUGCCCUCACCGAAGAGGUCGUGCUCGGCCUCUUGCGCUAUUGGCCGAAGGUGAACAGCACCAAGGAGGUCAUGUUCUUGAACGAAGUGGAAGAUAUUUUCGAGGUCAUGGAUCCCGCAGAAUUCGCCAAAGUCCAAGAGCCACUCUUCAACCAGCUUGCGAAAAGCGUCGCAAGCCCGCACUUUCAGGUCGCUGAGCGCGCACUGUACUUUUGGAAUAACGAGUACUUCUGCAAUCUUGUCAGCGAUAACGUGGACGUGAUCCUGCCCAUCAUGUUUGCGCCGCUGUACGAGAACUCGAAAGGACACUGGAAUCGGACCAUCCACGGCAUGGUGUACAAUGCGAUGAAGCUUUUCAUGGAAGUCAAUCCACAGCUCUUCGACGAAUGCUCGCACGAUUACACGGAGCAGCAGAACAAUGCCGAAGCGGUCAAGGCGAAUCGACAGGCCAAAUGGGACCGCCUGACUCAGCUCGCUGAACAGAUGAAAGCGAAUGGUCACUCACCAGCGGUACGACCUCCACAAGGGUACGGGACUGGCUCGAAGAGUCCCGUACGCGAAGGCGAAGGCGAUCCCAUAUCCAUGGAGCGGUUACGCUUACAGGACGACAGGAGAGCUGACAGGCAGACGAAGCGUUCGCACAGCAGCAAAAGUCGACAUACCGACGGGUCCUCUUCCACGUCGGCAGCGCCGUCUUCGGCAGUCUCCGGCAGCAGAUCGAGGAGCGAAAGCGGCAAGAGUCGAUAGAGAGCGAGGAUGCAGCUCCGGGGCUCAAGGAAAAGGGAAUGUAUACUUUUCGUCCGUAAUCAUGGGGAGCAAACCUGAGUUUACGGGCGCCUAAGAGCAGGACGAAGGGCGUUUGAAGAAGCCGAGUUUUAACGAAAUCGCAUACUACCAAUUCUUUCCGGCGCAAAA